Molecule: messenger RNA, 3230 nt
Organism: Megachile rotundata (alfalfa leafcutting bee)
Lineage: Eukaryota; Metazoa; Arthropoda; Insecta; Hymenoptera; Megachilidae
Gene: KrT95D
Product: phosphofurin acidic cluster sorting protein KrT95D
Biological process (GO): protein localization to plasma membrane
Source: RefSeq, a predicted model, not a curated record
CGGCUAACUCAGUCAGUCAGCCGCGAGCCGCGGUGAACAGAAGGUGUGGUGAUUGUUUCUGUGGGUUGACGGGCCAAAAAUGGCGGAGCGUACGAAGACGACAGCCCCGGCCACCCGGCCCGUUCCCAUGAAGCUGUUUGCCACUUGGGAAGUAGAUCGCACAGCACCUAACUGCAUACCCAGGCUGUGCUCCCUAACUCUGACCCGACUGGUCACACUUCGGCCAUUAGGUUCCGAUUUAACUUCCAUCAGCAUCGCGGUGAAGAUGCAAAGCUCGAAGAGGACCCUCCGCUCGAACGAGAUGGCCAUACCAAUCGGUGGCAUGUUGGACACGGAACUGGAGCUUCAAUUUGCCCUUCAAUAUCCCCAUUUCCUCAAGAGAGACGGAAACAAACUUCUUAUACUGUUGCAGAGGAGGAAACGAUAUAAAAAUCGCACGAUGCUCGGAUACAAGACCCUCGCUGAAGGCGUCAUCAACAUGGCACAAGUACUACAGAAGCAAAUGGACCUGGAACUGGAACUGGUGUCGGACAAGGCUGAAAAGUACGGUGGUCAUUCGGUCGUAUUAGCUCGUGUGAGCGUGGUCGCAUUGACCUCUCAGCCAGUCGACCAGGACAAAAGACUGAUGAAUGAACCGAACGAAAGGCUUUGCCCGGAGUAUAGCGACGAGGAGGAGGAAUUCAGCUCAGAGGGCGAGGCGGAGGGCAGCGACAGUGAGCCAACUCUCGAGAUGCACAGGCGGAAGAGCCGAGCGAAGAUUCCAGCCAAUGCCAGGGUAUCAAAAUUUCCCAGAGGACUAGACCGGUUUCAUAUAUGCAAAAAGCAACGAAGUCUUUACUUGUUACAGCAAAGAAAUCUGAAGCAAAAAUUUAUAGCCCUUUUGAAACGACGCUUCAGAGUGUCCGAGGAUCUGGAUCAAGAUCAGGAAGAAAUCGGGCAGAAGCUCUCAGAGUCGUUAACACAGUACGCUGGAUUUGUUAAAGGCGGAGACAUGGAGAUCGAGGAAUUGUUCGACGAACUCGAAGAUUUGUCCGAUAGUGGUCCAGAAUUGGACACCAUGUCCGUCAGUAGCACACCUAAACCAUCCUUACGACCUUUCUUCAGCUCUAGUAGAUCGCUUCUCGCGCCUCCUAAUUCCGUAGUAACCAACGAGGAGACCGGAAGCACUCCUACGACAGCCGUAGGUCAACAGAGCGCAGGUCAGCCAGCUAAAGAGAAACACCGUAUCGGACACACCACUCCAGAACGUGGCGUGGAUAGGCAAAGCGACGAUAGUUCCCGAAGAGCGGACAGCGAUUCGCAUCCAGAAAACUGGACAGAUCACGAGGCGAAUGAUCCACCGAAUUAUGUUCCGGGUUCCCCGCCAAAAUCGGAGCAGCACAAUAAAAGUGAGAGCUCCGACAGGAGGAGCAGACUUUUUACUCGCGAUAGAGGUGCACCGGGUAUCAAUAAGUCGAAAAAACACAACCUCAGCGUGGAUUUAAAACCGCCUGCCGAUUUGAACAGCUCUGAGCCAAGGAAGGCGUUAGUCGAGCAAUUAAGCCGAGUUUUACCGGAUGACAGUUUGCCAGAUUCGGUGUCGUUGGUCUCGUUAGCUGACCCCGGUGGAGCCGUGCUUGCCACGAGACUUCAAGAAAGAAACCACAGGGUUCUGACAACCGCUUCUCCAGCGGACAUUCGUGCCACGUUCACGUGCUUGGUCACGCGAAUACAAAAAUUUUGUAACAGUUCCGCAAAACCUCCAGCGCCCAUUAAGGUGGUGAUCGCUGGCGGUGACAGUUUCAUAAACGCUGUGCUGCGUCAUUACGUGGAGCUCCUCAGCUUCCGACCACCUGAUUGGCAGAAUUAUCUGAGGUUUCUGGUCGUGCCUCUCGGUUCCAAUACACUGUCUAAGUAUCUGAGUUCGGUAGACGCGAAAUACUCGAUGCUGUUCGGCGACGAGUGGAAAGAAUUGCUUGAAAGGGAAGGUGGUGGUGCCAGCGAGGGUGCGGCGAGGGUGUCGGAAUAUUUAGCAGUGGCUGGUACAACCUUACUGCUACCAAUUGCCGAAGCCAUGGUCACGUACAGGGAAACAGACGACAGCAGUCAAAUAUUCAUCCCGUUCAUAAACGACGUUCGGGUAGGAUGUCCAGACAGCAGUUCCUCGGCAUCGGUCGAUCUCGAGGAAAGUAACGUUACCAUGUCCGGUUCCCCACCCUCGUUACCACCCCCAGGGUUACCUGUACCACCUCCUGGAAGAUUAACACCACCCAGCAGCCCCAAUGUUGGUCAACCUUCGAGAGAAGGCUGGGAACCGGUCGAGUUGCAACUCGAUUAUUGGAGCAAACAAACGCAAGGUGAAAAAGGAAAGAACACUUUGAGGCAAGCGUUCAGGGCCUUGCAUGUUCAGAGACUUCCACCCUUGGGAGAAACCCCUGGUCAUCAUCUGUCCAUGAAUUACACCACGAAGGAGAAGAAACAGAAAAUAAUGAGACUGGGUAAAAAGAAAGAGAAAGAAAAGGAAAACGAGCCAAAGAGUCAAACGGUCGAAGGCGUGACGCGACUUAUAUGUUCUGCGAAAACUCACAACAUUCCAUUAAGAGUGAGCAUCGACGGUACCGAGUGGUACGGUGUGAAAUUCUUCCAACUAUCAGCGCAAUGGCAAACGCACAUCAAGACAUUUCCAAUAGCUUUGUUGGAGUACAGUUCUCAGCAACAAGUUCCCAAUCCUACGUAAACUUCCUUUUUCUGUACAUGAGAGAGGCUAGAUAUUUUGCCGAUUUCGUUUGUGUUCAUGGAUAUUGCCAAUUAGGAUCAUCAGCUUAGCUUACGCGCAGAUCCGAUAACCAUCAAAUCCUCGAAACCAAAAACAGCAAAAAAGAGAAAAAAAAUACAUAAGAAAACGCAAUAGAGAACGAGUUUGAACAGUGAUAUCUGCUGCUUUAAACUGGAUAUCGUUGAAGCUGAUUCAGGCAAGUACAUUAAGUGCUGCUUUCUUUUUCAGUUUGGUUCCUCCUCUUCCCUUUUAUUGUUUUUUCCUUCUGUUGCCUAUUGUAGUAUGUAAUUAACGGUUUCAACAAUAUUGUACAUGUAUCUUCGCGUAAAAGAAAUUGUCAAGAGCACGUGAAUAACCGGAGUGUAACAGUGGAAGUGGGUAACACAUAUCGUAUUACAAUUAACAUAGAUAAUGAUGAUAAUGAUGAUGGAUUUCGUUGGUUGUGGAAAUGCCGUAUUGUUUGAAGCAAAAUAUU